Messenger RNA from Gadus macrocephalus (Pacific cod), 1189 nucleotides. RefSeq names its product Rho family GTPase 2 (gene rnd2). The transcript is spliced from 5 exons. Lineage: Eukaryota; Metazoa; Chordata; Actinopteri; Gadiformes; Gadidae. Gene Ontology annotation, molecular function: GTPase activity; GTP binding. The record is from RefSeq and is a predicted model, not a curated record. The coding region runs from base 426 to 1136 and encodes 236 amino acids. Gene Ontology annotation, biological process: small GTPase-mediated signal transduction.
AAUGAGAAGACUUGCUCGAACUUGCUUCAUUGCGCAAAUCAGAAUAAAAAACAAACUUAAAUAUCGGAAGCGAAUAAACAAACACGAUAAACCAUGUAAACGCUGCCUACAUGGUUAAAUCAAGAAGAGCUCUUCUAUCCCGUCAGACGGGGAGGCGUGGCCAAACAACCUAGAGUUAUCAGGGAGAGAUCCGCGUGCGGUGGCUGGAGGGAGUCAUUCAGUCAGGUAGGAGGUAGGGCAGCAACCGUUGAUAGUAUUUGUGUCCGUAGUGUUUGAUCAGCUCCACCAGCCUAAUGUGGACCAAGUGCGAACCAAUCGGCGCAUCUUUUUGCGGGUUCACCAUCAAAAGCACAUCCAUUACGCAUGAUCACAAAUCGGUGGAUGAAUGAUACCUGUCAGUUUCCGUGGGAAGAAAACGUUUUAAAAUGGACAGCCUAGGCAGCCGCUGUAAAAUUGUUGUGGUUGGAGAUACACAAUGUGGUAAAACCGCGCUGUUGCACGUUUUCGCUAAGGACUGCUAUCCAGAGAACUAUGUAGCUACAGUGUUUGAAAACUACACCGCCAGCUUCGAGAUCGACAAGCAGCGGAUCGAGCUGAACAUGUGGGAUACGUCAGGUUCCUCGUACUACGACAAUGUGCGGCCACUGGCAUAUCCCGACUCGGACGCGGUCCUCAUCUGCUUUGAUAUCAGCCGCCCCGAGACUUUGGACAGCGUCGUGAAGAAGUGGCAUGCGGAAACGCAGGAGUUCUGCCCCAAUGCCAAGGUGGUGCUGGUGGGCUGCAAGCUGGACAUGAGGACGGACAUGAGCACCCUGAGAGAGCUGUCCAAGCAGAGGCUCAUCCCAGUCCCACACGAGCAGGGCAGCACGAUAGCCCGGCAGAUGGGCGCGGUGGCGUACGUGGAGUGCACCUCCAAGGUGUCAGAGAACAGCGUGCGUGACGUCUUCCACAUCACUACGCUGGCGUCGGUGCGCCGGCCACAAGGCAGCAAGCCACAGCUAAAGCGCAGCAGCUCCAGGAGGGGCCUGAAGAGGGCGUCCCACCUCCCCCUCACCCCCCUCCCCGGGCGGGAUGAGGACCUGGAGCCCGUCCCGGCCAUGAGGAAGGACCGGGCCAAGAGCUGUGUGCUCAUGUAGAGAACCCCCCCACCCACCCGCGGUGCAGGACCUAUAACGCUAUAUACUCAUAA